Thermochaetoides thermophila DSM 1495 is the source of this 2310-nucleotide messenger RNA. Its product is annotated as 5-methyltetrahydropteroyltriglutamate-homocysteine methyltransferase-like protein. The coding region runs from base 1 to 2310 and encodes 769 amino acids. The record is from RefSeq and is a predicted model, not a curated record. Gene Ontology annotation, molecular function: zinc ion binding; 5-methyltetrahydropteroyltriglutamate-homocysteine S-methyltransferase activity. Lineage: Eukaryota; Fungi; Ascomycota; Sordariomycetes; Sordariales; Chaetomiaceae. The transcript is spliced from 5 exons.
AUGGUUCAGUCCGCGGUUCUGGGUUUCCCCCGCAUGGGUGUCCUUCGGGACCUCAAGAAGGCCAAUGAAGCCUACUGGGCCGAGAAGAUCUCGCAGGCCGACCUGCUCGCUGAGGGCAAGCGCCUGCGUCUAGCCCACUGGAAGAUUCAGAAGGAGGCCGGUGUUGACAUCAUCCCUUCCAACGACUUCUCUUUCUAUGACCACAUCCUCGACCACAUCCAGCUCUUUAAUGCUGUCCCUGAGCGCUACAGGCGCCAGAAGCUCUCUCCUCUUGAUGAGUACUUCGCCAUGGGCCGUGGCCACCAGAAGGGCGACGUCGACGUCCCUGCCCUCGAGAUGGUCAAGUGGUUCGACUCGAACUAUCAUUACGUGAAGCCAACUCUCCAGGACAACCAGACCUUCGCCCUCGCUGAGGAUCCCAAGCCUGUGCGCGAGUUCCUCGAGGCCAAGGAGGCUGGCUUCCACACCCGCCCCGUCCUCGUCGGCCCCGUCUCCUUCCUUGCCCUUGGCAAGGCCGACCGUGGCUCCAAGGUCGACCCCAUCUCCCUCAUUGACAAGCUCGUGCCUGUCUACAUCGAGCUCCUGAAGCAGCUCAAGGCUGCUGGUGCCGACCACGUCCAGAUCGACGAGCCCGUCCUCGUCUUCGACCUCCGCCCCGAGGUCAAGGCCGCCUUCAAGCCGGCCUAUGAGGCUAUCUCUGCUCAGGCCAGCGAGAUCCCGGCCAUCACCAUUGCCACCUACUUUGGUGACAUCGUCCACAACUUCGAUGUCCUCCCGGCCUUCGCCAACCUCCACGGUCUCCAUGUCGACCUUGUUCGUCACCCUGAGCAGCUGGAGCCAGUUCUCAAGCAACUCGGCCCCAACCAGGUCCUCUCGGCUGGUGUCGUUGACGGCCGCAACAUCUGGAAGAACAACUUUCAGAAAUCCCUUGACCUCCUCCACACCGCUAUUAAGGCCCUUGGCCCUGAGCGCGUUGUCGUUGCCACUUCCAGCUCCCUCCUGCACGUCCCCCACACCCUAGCCAGCGAGAAGAAGCUCCCUGCCGAUGUCUAUGAGUGGUUCUCCUUCGCCGUCGAGAAGGUGAAGGAGGUCGCCAUACUCGCCAAGGCCGUUGUUGACCCCGAGUCGGUCCGCGCCGAGCUCGAUGCCAACGCUGCUGCCAUGAAGUCGCGUGCUGAGUCUGCCCGCACCAACGACCCUGCUGUUGCAGAGCGCCAGGCUCAGGUCACCGACGCUAUGCAUCACCGCCAGUCUGACUUCGAGACCCGCUAUGCUAAGCAGCGGACUCACCUCAGCCUGCCCCUGUUCCCUACCACCACCAUCGGCUCCUUCCCUCAAACCAACGAGAUCCGUAUCCAGCGUGCCAAGUUCACCAAGGGUGAGAUCACCGCGGAGCAAUACGAUGAAUUCAUCAAGAAGGAGAUCGACCUUGCCAUCCAGAUCCAGGAUGAGCUUGGCCUCGAUGUCUACGUCCACGGCGAGCCUGAACGUAACGACAUGGUCCAGUACUUCGGUGAGCGCCUCAAGGGCUUCGUCUUCACCACCCAUGCCUGGGUCCAGUCUUACGGCUCUCGCUGCGUGCGUCCUCCCAUCAUUGUUGGCGAUAUCUCUCGCCCUGCUCCCAUGACCGUUAAGGAGUCCAAGUAUGCUGCUGAGCGGUCCAAGAAGCCCAUGAAGGGCAUGCUUACUGGCCCAGUCACCUGCCUGCGGUGGUCGUUCCCUCGUGACGAUGUUCACCAGUCCGUCCAGUGCCAGCAGCUCGCUCUGGCUCUCCGUGACGAGGUUCUCGACCUCGAGAAGAACGGCAUCUACGUUAUCCAGGUCGAUGAGCCUGCUCUUCGUGAGGGUCUCCCUCUCCGCAAGGGCCCUGAGCGCGAUGCCUACCUCAAGUGGGCUGUGAACAGCUUCAAGCUGGCCACCGCUGGUGUCCAGGAUUCGACUCAGAUCCACUCUCACUUCUGCUACUCCGAGUUCCAGGACUUCUUCUAUGCCAUUGCUGCCCUUGACGCCGACGUUCUCUCCAUCGAGAACUCCAAGUCGGAUGCCAAGCUCCUCAAGGUCUUCGAGGAUGAGGCCUACCCGCGCCACAUCGGCCCCGGUGUCUACGACAUCCACAGUCCGCGUAUCCCUCCCGAGUCAGAGAUCCGUCAGCGCAUCCAGGAGAUGCUCCAGUAUCUCCGCCCUGAGCAACUCUGGAUCAACCCUGAUUGCGGUCUGAAGACUCGCAAGUGGGAUGAGGUCAAGGGUGCCCUCACCAACAUGGUCAAGGCUGCUCAGUACUUCCGUGAGCAGUACGCCAACAAGGCUUAA